Messenger RNA from Danio aesculapii, 2504 nucleotides. Its product is annotated as calphotin. The coding region runs from base 204 to 1811 and encodes 535 amino acids. Lineage: Eukaryota; Metazoa; Chordata; Actinopteri; Cypriniformes; Danionidae. The record is from RefSeq and is a predicted model, not a curated record. The transcript has 2 exons.
GUGAUAACGACAGAUGUCUCACAAACCGUGGCUUUAACAGGAGGGGUGAAAGGAGAAAAAACGCCCAGUCGCGGAUUGGACCUGAGGGAGAGAGCAGGACCGGCGCUUGCUGAAUCACAUUCACUACUACGGGAGGAGACAAAAAAGUACAUCCAGCGCUCUCUAUCGCACGGAUUUCCACAAAAGCGGAGUAGCAGGACAUCAUGGGAGGCAAGCUAAGCAAACGGAAGAAGGGAUACAAUGUCAGUGACCCUAAAGAGAAAAAAGAGGAGAAUGCUGUGGAGUCAGUUGAACCAGCUGAGAAGAAGGCUGAGACCCCUGUGACUGAGGCGGAGGCUGCACCACAGGAGGCUGCUGCAGUAAAUGCAGUGGAAUCUGAAGCACCAGAUGAAAAGACUGCCUCUCCUUCAGGAGAACAAGGAGAGGUGAAAAAGGAUGAUGCUACACCAGAAGAACCAGUGGCAACAACAGAGACAUCUAGUCCAGCACCCGAGGAACCAGCAAGUGCUCCAGAAUCACAGUCAGCAGAGGUACCAGCAUCUGCAGCAGAGGCAGCGGCAGUAGAGACAACAGCUGCUACACAAGUGACCCCAUCAGCAGAGGUAAUAGCAGCUGUUGAGGAGAAAGCAGCAGCUGCACCAGAACCAGCUGCAGUAGCUGUGCCAGAGCCUGCAGCGGCACCUAAAGAACCAGCAGCCGAGGAGCCUACAGCUGCACCAGAGUCGCCUGUUAAAAAACCUGAAGAACCAGCAGCUGCACAAGUAGUGGAGGAACCUGCAGUUACAGUACUAGAGUCACCAGUGACAGAGAAACCAGUGGUUGCAGCAGAAGAACCAGUUGCUGCUCCAAAGACACCAGUUAAAGAAGAGCCUCCAGUUACACAUGAAGAACUAGCAGCUGAGCCAGUAAAACCAGUUGCAGAGGAACCUGUAACACUUUCUGAGAUUCCAUCAGCAGUGGACAAGACACCUGCAGCUGCACCUGAAGAAGACACAGUCGCCCCAGAGGCUGAGGAAUCUGCAGCUGCACCUGAGGAUGCUGCACAAGAGCCUGCUGCACAUGAGCCCGAGGAGCCUCCGCUGUCACCCCAACUUGCAGCUUCACCAGUGGAACCAGUCUCAGAGGAAGUAGCAGAGAAAGUUGUUGACGAGGUUGUAAAUGCCAGUGUGAGUGAAUUGUCCACCGAAAUUACAGAAACCACUGAGGUCACACCAGAGCAGGAGACUGUCACUGAGGUUGCUGAUCCAGAGCCAGUCAUAGAGUCUGCCCCAGUACCUGAACCUAUUUCUGAGGCACUGAGCACAGCAGAAGUCGAGAUUGCUGUUUCCUCCCCAGUAGAACCAACAACGGUCACAACUGAAUCUGAAAUAGCAGCACCUCCCGAAUUCACACUGACACCAGCAAAUCCAGAACCAUCCCCAGAGGAACCUAUGCCAGAGGAAAAAUGUGCAUUGGACUCCAUCCCGGCAAUCGUCAUCUUAGAAUCAACCUCCACCAAUGAUCUCUGUCUUGAGGAGAGUUCCCCGGAAGUUACAGAUAAGAAGCUGAAUAAUGGAGACUGUGAGAGUGCUGGCUCAGCAGAGGAGACUGUGUCAGCUCCCACUGAGGUAAAUGGGGACUGCCAUAAGGAGACAGAAGACGUAGCUCCUGCGGAUGUCCUCGAGUCCCCGGUUGAGGCUUGUGUAAAUGGCGUGAAGGACAAAGAACCGCCUCAAGAGCUGAGUGACUGUGAACUGAAAAAGGACUUGAGUUUGGCUGCUGACUUUCAAGUACCAGCUCCAGUUGGUGAUAUGGUAGAGGUGCCUCAGUGAACCAGCUGAACUGUCGACCUAAUCUGAGAAACGAACCUUAAAUGUGAAUCCCAUAUUGAUGCAAACGAACAAACGAAACAAUCAUCUGACAACAGGCUUUCUGAAAAUUAAUGUGAAAAAUGCCUGUUGUGCUCUCUCAGGCAAAGGGAUUUCUGGUUAACCAAAAAGAAAUGCAACCACCCAAGAGCUAAGAGUGUGAGAAACAAAGAAAGAAUGAAGUAGUGAGGGUGAAAAGCCUAAAAGGAAAUGGGAGGGAGAGAGUGAGAGAGAGCGCGAGAGAAGGAGCGGAUGGUCUUUGAAGUCUUUGUGGCCAGUGUCCUGCUGUCAAUGCGGAGGGUGAGCUUGAAGGCCCGGUUGAAUAUGUAAGCCAGAGAGAUGAUUACAUGUGAACCUUAAAAAAAAUACAAAUGUAAAAGAUGUCAGAACAAAAAUGCUGGACAGUAACAACGGUAGAAAUGAACUGAAUGAACAAACCCAUCUUUUUGUGUAAGCCUGAUGCAUAUUGAAAUGGUUUUCUGGCUUAGCAUUUAAUAGCAUAUAAUCUAAUUUAGACCAUAUUUCUGUCACUAUGUAAUAUGGAGAUGUGAGGAUGAAGCAUUUUGAACUUUUCAUGUUGGGAGAAUGAGUGUGGAAUGUUCCUUUUAACUUAAUGGCUUGGCUUAGAAAAUAAAACACUCUGUUAUACCUUAAAAA